Molecule: messenger RNA, 459 nt
Organism: Cryptomeria japonica (Japanese cedar)
Lineage: Eukaryota; Viridiplantae; Streptophyta; Pinopsida; Cupressales; Cupressaceae
Product: chitinase 5-like
Exons: 3
Coding region: 1-459 (152 amino acids)
Molecular function (GO): chitin binding
Source: RefSeq, a predicted model, not a curated record
AUGGCGAGUUAUACAAGGAUUUUAGUGUUAUUGAUGGCCACGCUGAUAAUCGUUGGAGAGAUGCGAUUUGGGUCAGCACAGAAUUGUGGGUGCGGUGCAGGAGAGUGCUGCAGCAAAUAUGGGUACUGUGGAACCACUCCAGAUUACUGCGGAGAAGGUUGCAAGGAAGGCCCAUGUAAUGCUAAAUCUCCGCCUUCGCCUGCUGCCCCUGCUCCCUCUGGAUCUGUAGAAGAUUGUGACCACGGCAGCAAAUGGAAGAGGCGGGGCGGUGGAGGCCCGACGGUGGCCGCCAUUGGCUUCGUGGGCACCUUGAGCGUCGCGGGCGGAGCCGCCGGUGCCACUGUGGGCAGUGCUGCCAUGGGCGGCGCCGCGGGCGCCACCGCAGGGCAGCACUUUUUCGUUCUUCAGUCUCAGGAACGUUUCCCGAAGACAUGGAUGUUGAUACCCCAUCUUAGCUAG